Eriocheir sinensis (Chinese mitten crab) is the source of this 2047-nucleotide messenger RNA. RefSeq names its product sodium-dependent multivitamin transporter-like. Gene Ontology annotation, cellular component: membrane. The record is from RefSeq and is a predicted model, not a curated record. Bases 175 to 1884 code for a protein of 569 amino acids. The transcript has 13 exons. Lineage: Eukaryota; Metazoa; Arthropoda; Malacostraca; Decapoda; Varunidae. Gene Ontology annotation, molecular function: symporter activity. Gene Ontology annotation, biological process: transmembrane transport; sodium ion transport.
GCGGACGGACUAAAACAAGGGGACAAGACUCGACGCCACACCGGUCUGGCUGUGUUGGGGGACUAGUUGUGUAAAGAGAUGAUGUGAGAAGCGAAAGUGUCUACCAAUACCAACCUUAGUGUCAUGAACAAGCACCCCCAGUGAACCUACCGAGGCGCCACUGUCACCGUCACAAUGCGGGUCACUUUCUCCUGGCUGGACUACCUCGUCUUCAGCCUCGUGCUCCUCCUCUCGCUCCUCAUCGGCGUGUACUUCGCCCUUCGCUCGCGAAAUGAGGCCAACGAGGAGUACCUACUCGGGGGCCGCAAUUUGCAUGCUGUCCCCGUGUCCAUGUCCCUUGUGGUCACGUAUAUUUCAGCCAUCGCGGUGCAAGGAGGCCCGGCGGAGACGUACUACCACAGUAUCCAGAUCCUGUGGGGCAACUUCGGUGCCCUCGCCAUCCCCGUCGCCGCCCUCGUCUACGUCCCCUUCUACUAUGAGCUCAGGCUCGUCUCAGUCAAUCAGUACCUGGAGAUGCGGUACAAGUCUCUAUGGGCGCGUCGGGUGGGCAGCGCGCUUUUCAUCCUCCAGAUCUUGCUCAACCAGGCGGUGGUGAUCUACGCGCCCGCCCUCGCCCUCGCCGCCGUCACGGAGUUCCCCAUCUGGCUCUCCAUCGUGGUUGUGGGCACUGUGGCCUCACUAUACACGGCAAUUGGCGGCAUGAAGGCGGUGGUGUGGACGGACGCCUUCCAGUUCGUCGUGCUCUUCGGUGGCCUCAUCGUGGUCGUCGUGAGCGGUGUGACGGAGGUGGGCGGCCUCGCGAAGGUGUGGGAGGUGGCGGUGAAGCAUGAGAGGGCAGGGCCGCAGAUUAACAAUUGGCAGGUCAGCAUGUUCGAGAGGCAUACGGUGUGGGGUCUCGCGUGGGCUGGCUUUCUGAACACCCUGUCCACGUAUUGCUGCUCCCAGACCGCCAUUCAACGAUAUUCCAGCAUGAAGAACCUCAAACACGUCUAUAUAUCAGUUUUUCUCUUACUUCCCUACGGUUUCCUCCUCUCUGCACUCUUGUCCCUCACAGGACUGGUUCUUUUUGCCACCUAUGUCGACUGUGACCCUCUCGCGGCGGGCCUCGUGGAAUCCAAAGACCAAAUCCUUCCCUACUAUGUGAUGGACCGCCUCAGCUCCAUCCCGGGCGUUCCCGGAGUAUUUGUGGCCUGCAUCAUGUCCGGGGCCCUCAGCACCAUCUCGUCCGGGGUCAACUCGCAGGCCGCCGUGACUUGGGAGGACUGGCUCUCAAUGACGGACUAUUUCGGCAAGCUUUCCUCCAAGACCCAAGCCUUCAUCACCAAGCUUAUGGCCUUCGGGUACGGCAUGGUGGCUAUCGGACUUGCCUUCAUCGCCGGCAGCAUGGGCGGGGUGCUGCAGACCGCCGUAGCUGUCACCUUCGCUGUGGCCGGGCCCCUCUUUGCUGCCUUCACCCUGGCCAUCUUCGUGCCCUUUAGUAAUGCCAAGGGGUCCUGCGCCGCCAUGCUUGGGGGGACGAUGCUCUCCCUGGGGCUGUACUUUGGGGCCACAGGGAUCGGCCUCACCCCCGAGCUCCUGCCCACCUCCACAGACGGCUGCCCGGCCAACAUUACCAUCCCACCUCCGCCAACCACCCCAAUCUUGAGAGUGGAGGACCUGGACUACCCUAAGAAGCUGCUUGGCGUAUCCUACACCCUCCUGGGCACGAUUGGGUUCCUAGCGUCCUGCAUCAUCGGGAUCCUGGUCAGCCUAGCCACAGGAGGUCACAACGGCAAGCCAAUCAAGGAAAACCUAGUGCACAAGUGGGUAAGGUGGGCCCUGCCUGACCCCUACCCUGAGGAGUCACCCGUGUCCCCUCGCUACACCGCCAACACUCGCUUCUGAACUCAACCUUGGCUUUCGGGGCGGCUCGGACACAGCCUGGAGAACAUCAGUUGGAGAAGUUGGGUUGUAUGGGCGUUGGAUUGAAUGGGUGUUGAGCUUUGCCAUUUUAUACGCAUUGUUGGAGUUAGUAUCUUAGGUUUUGUUUUUAUAAAGCCAUUUUCUA